Rotaria sp. Silwood1 is the source of this 225-nucleotide messenger RNA. The record is from the annotation of a GenBank genome assembly. Lineage: Eukaryota; Metazoa; Rotifera; Eurotatoria; Philodinida; Philodinidae.
AUGAAUACUGUUCUUGAAAAUAUUAUUAAUAAUAAUUUGCAUAAUAAUUGGAUACUUCAUCGAGAUUUGAAACCAAUCAAUUCAUUAAUUGAUAAACGUGAUGUUUUAAAAAUAACUAAUUUUGGUUUACAUCGAUCACCUGAAUUACUUUUGGGUACAAUAAAAUUUGGUACUGAUGUCGAUAUAUGGGCAGUCGGUUUAAUUAUGCCUGAAUUGCCACAUUGA